This is a messenger RNA of Hemiscyllium ocellatum (epaulette shark), 7783 nucleotides long. RefSeq names its product cell adhesion associated, oncogene regulated (gene cdon). Gene Ontology annotation, biological process: cell-cell adhesion; nervous system development; axon guidance. Bases 281 to 4099 code for a protein of 1272 amino acids. The transcript is spliced from 20 exons. Gene Ontology annotation, cellular component: plasma membrane; axon. Gene Ontology annotation, molecular function: protein binding. Lineage: Eukaryota; Metazoa; Chordata; Chondrichthyes; Orectolobiformes; Hemiscylliidae. The record is from RefSeq and is a predicted model, not a curated record.
GAGUGCGAGCCGCGAGCUCCCUCAGUCCGGGAGAGAGAGUGAGGGAGAUCGGUUGGACAGACAGGGCCGAGCCGAGCCGCUCAUUACUCGCCUUGUUGAGGCGGCGCAAGAGGGACCGGUCCUUUCUGGUGAUUUCCAUGGAGCGGGUGUAUCGCAGUCGGUGUCUCCGGGAUGUGGAGUUACGCGGCGGUCUGUGUGGGCAGCAGCUGUGGUGAGAGAUUGUACUGGCCACCCUGUCUUGCUGCAGAGCUCUUCAGCCUUGCUUCCCAGUCACAGUGCAAUGGAUCCAGAGAAAGGGCGUAUGCACUCUGUGUUGUGUGUGUGGCUGCCAGUUGUUUUCUCAUGUAUCAGGGCAGACCUGGCUCCUUACUUCACAGCAGAACCCCUGUCCACAAUACAGAAACUAGGGGGACGAGUUCAACUUCGCUGUGCUGCAGAGCCUGCCUGGGCACACAUUACAUGGCACUUCAACGGAAAGAAAUUAACAGACAGCGAACAGAAUGGAAUAACGAUCCAGUUUGGGUCAUUGACCAUCUCCCAUCUACAGAUGUCCCAUGUUGGGAGAUACCUCUGUGUGGCAAGCAGUUCUGUCGGUGCAGUAGUGAGCAGACCUUCUUCAGUUACCAUUGCAAGUAUAAGUGAUUUCCAGGCACCGAGCCAGCGAGUAGUUACAGUGGACGAAGGAAGCACAGGCAUCAUUGAAUGUCAUUUACCUGACAGUAAACCUCAAGCGCUAAUCCGCUACCGAGUGAAGGGUAAAUGGUUUGAGCGAUCCACAGAUAAGUACCUAAUCCUUCCUUCUGGAAACUUGCACAUUCUGAACGUCACACAGCAGGAUAAAGGAAGCUACAAGUGUGCAGCGUACAAUCCGGUCACGAAUGAGAUGAAAAUGGAACCUACGGGACGUAAACUGCUGAUUAGACGCCCUACAACUAGUUCUGCAUACAUCAUCUAUCCCACAACCCCUCAGAAUAUAACAGUGAUUCAGCAUAGCCCACUGAUCCUAGAAUGUGCAGUAAGUGGCAUCCCAACUCUACAAGUCAAAUGGCUAAAAGAUGGUAGGGAACUGUCUGGGAACAAGAGGUGGAGACUAUUUCAUCAUAGCCUGGUUGUUGAUCAGAGCAAAAUGUUGGAUGCUGGGAGUUACUUGUGUAUUGCUGAAAAUGGAAUGGGGGAGCCAGUGUCUGCAAACUACACAGUUACUGUUCAUGAGCCUGCUGCAAUUGUCAAAGGACUACAGGAGCUGACACUCUCCGUGGGAUCUACAGCACGUUUAACUUGUGAUUAUCAUGGAAAUCCAUGGCCCAAUAUUACCUGGUACCACAAUGCAAUCACUAUUCAAACUGGUGUUCGACACUUAGUCUCUGGAAAUAGACUAAAGAUUGUGGGACUGGUUGCUGAAGAUGCCGGGAUGUAUCAGUGUGUGGUGGAGAAUAAGAUUGGUUCAACGCAAUCAUCGGCUAGGCUCAUAGUCCAAUCAGAUCAAGGCACAAAACCUGUGAUUACCUCCCCACCCACUAAUUUGAGAGUGACUGAAGGAGAGUUUGUUACACUGACCUGUAAUGCUACUGGUCAGCCAACACCUAUCAUCCGGUGGUUUGAUCGGCAUGGACUAAUCAGCAACCACCCUUCUCAUAUUCUCCGGUCGAAAUCUCGGAAUGGUCAAAUGUCUGGCAUGGGAAGUCCCAGCUCCAAUACACUGCACCUUACUAUGUCCAGGGCUGGAUCAAGUUCUCUUUACAUACGCAUUGCAUCAUUGGAAAGUUCGGGAGUAUACAUUUGUGAAGCCUCCAACAAGAUGGGUUCAGUACAGGCAGAGGCCUUUCUGUCAGUUGUUCCCUUUGAAACAAAGGUCAGAGUUGAUGACCAAGAGCCCACGCCAUCAGCAAGAAGUUCAGAUAUUGUUCAGAGUGAUGAAGGUGAUGAAACUAUCAACUACGAUUAUGUCUUUGACAUUAUGUCACCAGAGCGCCAGCCAACGAAAGAAUCCAUCUCCACCGUGCCAACACAAAAGACUCCACCUGAUGCUCCCAUCAUUCUCAGUGCUCCAUAUACUACCAACCCAGACAGCUAUGAUUUAAUUUGGAGAGCAGGAAAAGAUGGUGGUUCUCCCAUCAAUGCCUACUUUGUCAAAUAUCGAAAGCUUGACAAUCGUGGGAAUAUGUUGGGAAACUGGCACACAAUUCGGGUUCCUGGCAGUGAAAAUGAACUUCAACUUGCCGAGCUUGAACCUUCUAGUCUAUAUGAGGUAUUGAUGGUCGCACGAAGUGCUUCUGGUGAAGGGCAGCCAGCCAUGCUGACAUUUCGAACUGGCAAAGGGCGAUCCUCCACCUCAAAGAAAAGCUCUCGACCGUCAUCACAACCUGUUGGAGUUCCCAAGCAAACACCUGUCGAGGAUAAGACAAGUACUAAUUUUGGCGUGGUAAUCCAUGAUCUAACACGACACAGCAGAGUCCCUGAGGCACCAGACCGACCUACAAUCUCAACUGCCUCAGAAACCUCUGUGUAUGUGACUUGGAUUCCAAGAGCGAAUGGAGGCUCCCCCAUCACCUCCUUUAAUGUGGAGUACAAACGGAUAGGAAGGAACAGUGACUGGCUAGUGGCAGCAAACAGCAUCUCUCCAUCUAAACUUUCAGUGGAAGUGCGUGGUCUUGAACCAGGUGCUGCAUACAAAUUUCGUGUGAUUGCCAUUAAUGCCUAUGGUGAAAGUCCCAGAAGUGCUGCCUCACGACCUUAUCAAGUGGCAGGAUUCAGCAAUCCAUUUUCAGCACGUCCAAUUGCAGGUCCUCACAUUGCUUAUACUGAAGCUAUAAGUGACACCCAGAUCAUGCUGAAAUGGACGUAUAUUCCAUCCAGUAACAACAACACUCCCAUCCAAGGAUUUUAUAUCUAUUACCGGCCGACUGACAGUGACAAUGACAGCGACUACAAGCGAGAUGUAGUUGAAGGGAACAAACAGUGGCACCUCAUCGGACAUCUGCAGCCUGAAACCUCAUAUGAUAUCAAGAUGCAGUGUUUUAAUGAAGGUGGAGAGAGUGAAUUUAGCAAUGUCAUGAUCUGUGAGACCAAAGCACGGAGGUCCCUUGAAUCCUCGGAAAACUCUGUGGUGAUGGGUGACGGCAUAAGUACACAACCUAAUCUCUCUGACCACCAGGGUGGUCGUCUUGGGACAUCCACUUCUGGCACACGGAGCAAUGAUAUGUUAUACCUGAUUGUGGGCUCAGUGCUAGGGAUCAUGGUUCUCAUCCUCAUUAUCUUCAUUGCCAUGUGCCUAUGGAAGAAUCGUCAACAGACGACGCUACAGAAGUAUGAUCCUCCUAACUACCUCUAUCAAGGCCAAGAGGUAAAUGGCCAGCUGAUGGAGUAUACCACCCUGCCAGGCACCAGUCGAAUCAAUGGAAGCAUUCAUGGCAGCUACAUUGGUAAUGGAAGCCUCAGCAAUGGCUGCCCACACCUGCACCACAAGCUUUCAAAUGGGGUGAAUGGACUGAUGAAUGGGGGAAUCAAUGGAGGAACUGCAAUCUAUCCUAACCAGACAAACUCACUGCAAAGAGCCCACAUGGAUUACGACCAAGCUCACCAUAUUAUGAAUGGUGGUGGGAUAUACACAGCACUCCCACAGACAGAACCAUCAGAGUGCAUCAACUGUCGUAACUGCAGGAAUAACAACAGCAGAUGUUUCACGAAAACCAACGGCACUUUUCCAAGCAGCAAUUUACCCAUGAUUCAGCGGACUCCAGCCUGCCACCAAGAUAGCAUGGAGAUGAUGCCUCUAAAUCAUAUCAUUGCUCCAUUGUGCCCUGGAUCUAUUAUCACUGAAAAUAACAGAGAGGCAGAGUGUGAUAAUACAAAGGCAAGUGCACCACCAACUCCUCCUCACGAUUCCUGCUGCAGUGAUCUGGACCAAUCAUAUGAGGACAAAAUACAAGAUGGCAAAUAUCCUGAAUUGGAAACUGAGAACCAAACACUAAGUGGCAUUUUUCCUCCUCUCAACUCUGCUCCAAUAGACUGUGAUGAUCCAACAGCCUGGAGUGCAACACAACCUGCUGAAGAUAACCUCUGUGAGCACUCGACACAAGAGCGGCUACAGGAAACCUAAGAGGCCCAUUACCUGUUUGCCUGAAGCCAGUAACUGCAGCCAGUCACUGGAGGGACUGAGGAGGGAUCAAAAAAGAAUGCUAUUUAUUUUUUGUAGUCGUAAAAUAUUACUCCAUAUGAAUGUAUCUGGUUUAAAGAUGUCUUCACCCUUUUUAAUUAUUUAUGCUUUCUGAAGAGAAAUUCCUUCUCUACAGAAUGUGGAGUUUUAGCCUUGUUUUGUAUAAAGUUUUGUAAUAAUAUAAAAAAAAGCUAUAGAAAUUGUUAAUUAAUGUCAGAUCAUGCCUGUCUGGUGGAAUGAGAAGCACUUGUAAGGAGGACAUUUUAAGAUGCAAUACCCAGACAAAGACGGGAGGGAGCUGAUCCCUGAAAGAACUCAUCCAACAGGUAAUGCAACUGGAUGGUCUGGUUGUAAUGGAACCUGAAUGUGAUGUAUGGGUACACAGUUACCAAGGUGUUGUAAUGAGGCUGGUGAAAACAUUUCUUGGUCGGCACCUAUCUUUAAACAGACUCCAUUUACAUGGACCAGCUUGGUUUCAGUCAGGUUGAAAGUUCAUAUCCUCCUCUUCAUUGUGACCGUGGAUCUGCUACCAAUUUUUUUUUAAUCAAUAGUAAUAUUAUGUUCAGAUCUGACAGAGGUUCACCACAAUGAGUUGACCUGUUUGGUACUUGUUUCCAUCUGUCACUUAACACCAUCUCAUCUCAGGUUAGGACAAGAUCUAUUGCAAAAUGCCCGAUCUGACUGAAAUCAGGCAAGUUGGCUGCUUUUGCCACUGUGAACGACAUUGCUUCCAGUUAGUAGGUUUCUUGGUAAAUUCAGUCAACAGCAGUAGAAACUCACAUAGCUGAAACAAGCAAUGAGUUGUCCUAUCUUCUCCAUUCCUAAAGGCAAUAAUGUGCAUUUUUGGCUACUGGAGUUUGUGCUGAAUUUGCAUCCUGGGAAAGCAAAUAAUACUGCAGAGCAAAACAUUUGAUGUCCAUGUGGGUGGAGGUACAGAGAUUUCCCAGUUUUUGUUCAUGCAAAGAAAGCAGAUGGCCAGCCAGCCCAAAUGCACCAACUAACUAAACCAACUGCUGCCAUUGUAAUGUUUUGUUUUGGGAGUGUGGCAAAGGUUUGUGUGUUCAGUUGCCUGGUGAAUGCACUUUUUGGAUGCAUUUUACCCACCUAAUACAACAUUAACUUCCAAUUAAUUGAGGGAAAUGAAGUUUCGAUGAAACUAUUUGUACUUGGUUGACUUUACAGCCUUAUUGUAGUAUUCCAGGUUGACUCUUGAUAUUGCAGUGUGUAAACCAUUUCGUGCUUUCCCUGAUUGUUACUGUAUAUUUUACUUAUUGUGGUGUUAAGUUGUUUAUUAAUAAUGUGUUCAGUUUUCAGGCAUCUUGUGUCCCAUCCUGUUUGUCUUAAAUUUAAGCCUGGGUUUUUCUGAACAAGGGAGAGCCAUUGGAGUUUCAGCAUGUGUGCCCUCAGUUUUUGCAAUUUAUUUAUUGGUACUAGGGAAAGCAGCAAAGAAAGAAUGUAUGAUUCUGUCUGUUUCCAUUCAGUGUUUAUGUUACAGUUCCACUGUCGUCAAUAUUUUCAUGAUUUGGAGGAGCCGGUGUUGGACUGGGGUGGACAAAGUUAAAAAUCGCACAACACCAGGUCAUAGUCCAACAGGUUUAUUUGGAAGCACUAGCUUUCAAAGUGCUGCUCCUUCAGGUGUUUGUGGAGCAGGACCAUUAGACACAGAAUUUAUAGCCAAAGAGUACAGUGUCAUGCAGCUGAAAUGAUAUCUUGAACAAAACAGGUUUUAUUCAAUAUAUUCAACUAAACUGGGAAAGUAUCUCACCUUAGUGAUGAACAAGCUGGAGAAAACCAACUGGUGACUGAUAUUGUGAAAGAUGGCUUUCUAUUCCAACAGAAGCCGAAUCCCAGGCUUGGAAUGGUGGGUGGAUGAGAUGAGGGAAUUGACUGAUUAAUGGUACACGUGGUCUAAUGGUUAUGGCAUGAAAACUGAUUAUUGCAUGAUUCUUACACUAAAUGAUCAAAGAACAAAGUAUAUGUAUGGAUAUGCAAAAUCUAUUUGGUGUAAAUAGGAGGCUCCAAGCUGCUAGCACAGUCACGACAAUGUAUCGGCUGCUGAAACGAAUUUUCUACUGCUUUUGAGUGAAAAGCUGGGAUUGACUUAUUGCUGUAGGUGCAGGUUCAAGGACAUCCAGUAACUGUUCAGGACUCUGAAUGACAGACUAAAAUCAGGAUAUAACCUCCAGUUUUGUGUUUUGAAGGUGGCUAAUGCUUUAAGUGAAUUAGUUAAUCCCUCUGCCUUUUCUCGCAGAUGCUGCUAUAUUGCUGUGUAUAUGCAGUGCUUCCUAACUUUUGCCAUUUCUGCUUUUUUUACUAAACCUGAAACCACCGCUUUUGUGUAUAUACAAGCACAAUCCAGGACUAAGACAGUCCGAAAUAAGAGUGGAACACCACCGAGAGGUUCAGGAUAAUCCAAAACACUCUUUUUAGGUAUGACCCCUACGUGUUGCACGUCAUGUGUCAAUUUGUUGGAUUUUUUUGGCUUUUUAAAUUCUCUAAUUUCAGUACUCCCACCCAACAUGGCAAUGCUCCUUGAAAAUGCAGCCAUUAGCAAUCUGAAGAAGUGCCCCAAUUACCCAGUGACUAAAUUGCAGAACACUUGCAAAAUGAAAUGGCAAAUCAAUAUCAUUUAAAUGGCUAAAUGCACUCCGCACUGUCAUGUCAGCAGACGCAUUGAUGCAUGAUCAAAUAUGUGGCUUGUAGAAAAAAUAUUCACUUUUCACUUAAAUCACAAAAGAAUAUCUGACUCUGCAAAGGGCUUUUAAAGUGACCUUAAUCCUGCAGGCUAGGAGGGUCAGGUGUCACAUGAUCAUUAUAACAUUCCCCAUGCAAACAAUAUGUUGGCAUACUGGUUACUUCAUUUGUUAAAUUUCCAUCUCUGGAAUAUUUUAGACAACACUUGAUACUGUACCAUACAGGUGUGUAAGGCAGAGGAAACUAAAGGGUAAUGUUUUUCCUAUUUAAUCAUGGUGCUGAGUCUCACCUGCUAGGGCUGUAGUCAGGAAAUCUGAGACCAUAAUUCUGUGUCCACUGUAACUGUAGAAGAGCCCCUCUGCUCAGAGAGGAAGAGAUUCGGACAGGAUUCGUACUCCUGAUCCAGUGAGCUCUUCUGGGGAAUCUUGGGGCAAAGGAUAUUAUUUGAUGUGCAACUUGAAUUCAUCUUGCCAUAAUUUUCAUUCAGGUCCCAUUGACAGAAAGCUGUGGACUCGGUACAGUUUCUUGAAUCAUGCUCUGACUGUGAGGUUCCAUAUGAGAGCAUCCAAUGGUGAAAUAUUACCCAGCAGUCUCUACAGCAUGCCACAUGGUGUCCCAAAAUCUUUGUCCCCAGUACUAAUUGUUUCAUGAGAAACCAAACUGGCUGAAAUGUUCUAUAUUUUGUACUAUUCACUGUCACCCUCUAUUGAAAACAAAUAGUGCUGUCUUUUUUAAUGCAUGUUUUUGUAUUAUAUAGAAAAUAUGCUAUAUUUUCAUAAAUGGUUGUAAUAUUCUUGUUGAAAUUGUACAUAUUUUUUAAAUAUAAUAGCUCGGUGAGGUACUGUUUGUAAGAUACUGUUAAUAUUAAAGAUGAUGCUGUUGCCUUCACUUGCUACGGGUUCUAGUGCUGCAACAGCACCGUAUAGCACCCUG